Molecule: messenger RNA, 882 nt
Organism: Trichoderma gamsii
Lineage: Eukaryota; Fungi; Ascomycota; Sordariomycetes; Hypocreales; Hypocreaceae
Exons: 2
Coding region: 1-882 (293 amino acids)
Source: RefSeq, a predicted model, not a curated record
AUGGGUGCCUUCUUCACUGGGUGGGAGUUGUGGGAAGAAAUGAGCUUCGUCUUGGCAUGCUCCAUCGUGUUAGUCUUCGCCUUUGGGCUGGUACGGCUGUGGUGGACGAACCGCAAAAUUGCAAAGCUCGAAUUGAUCGACGAAGAACGGCGCGUACGAUUGGCCGAGAUGCGGUAUUGCGGUAUCAACGCUCGCGGCAUCACUGAUAUCCCCUUUGGGGUGCGCGCAAUACAAAGUGGCAUCGAAGUGGAAGGUAUCUGGAUAUCAAGGCCUAACACACCUGGCUCCAGCCGUGCCGCCUCUUCUCCCACUCUUAUUGGCGAUCCUACAGGUCUCAAGGCAAAAUUGAAGGAAAAGGGCAAAGGAAAGGCUCGCUACAUGUCGGUGGAAGUUAGUGAGACGGCUUCAUCGUCCCCUCCUCAGACGACUCCUACAUCGGGUUCUUCGACACCCCAGCGAGCUGACGAUACCGAUGUAAAUGAUGCACGACAGCCUCGAAUUCAGCAACCGAUGGAUUAUUCAAACACACCCAAGGGAUCACUUGAUGCUCAGCGACGAAGCAUUGCUCGCCAAGUAGCCUCUCGCAGCUCCUCUGCCAACCGCAACAGCAUGGCCUCGUCAUCCAUGGGCGACUUUGUGGUUCCCCACUCGAGGAACUCUUAUGCCAGCUCAAAGCCAAUCCUUCAGGGAUCCACCGAAUACUACUCUGACAUAUCCAGAACCGGAACAAAUGACUUCUACGACGCCCCUCCGUCUGCAGUUUGGGACCACGCAUACAGCAGCUCUGAUGCGGAGAGCGCAGAAGUGGCUGACCAGCGAUCACAGCCAGGGCCCUCCAGGCUUCAGAAGAAAUCGCAUUUCUAUAAGCCAGUACGAAAUUAA